AUGGAAUGUAUAAUCCAAGCCGGAUCAGGCGGAAAUCUCGAAAUCCUAAAAUUCCUCCUAUCCUUCCUCCCACACGAAAUGAUCCAGUCCGAGCAGCAGAUUUUGCCAGCUUUMAAGAAUUCCUUAGGCCGAGCAGCAGCAGCAGCAAAUCUCACCCAAACAGUCUCCCUUCUGCUCAACUUCAUCAAAGACCAUAUCCCUAAAGGAGAAGAGACAUUCAGGGAUAUCGUCAGCACCCUCCUCCCCUUAGACGCCGCACAAACCAACGCCCUCGAAACAACAACCCUUCUCCUAGAUUCUUCUUUCUCCGCAAAUGUCAAUUUUCUGGAAAAGGAGCAGAAAAUCAGCGCGCUUCAUGUCGCUGUUAUGGCUGGUCAUUCGGAGAUGAUUACUCUUUUAAUCCGGGACUAUGCAGCUGAUAUUCAUCUUGGAAGUGGGAAAUUCGCUAAUGGGCCGAGUCCGAUUUGGUAUGCCAUCGAUUCCCAGUCCGAGGAGGUGACGCGGUUGAUGUUGGGGUUUGGAGGGCCUGUGGAGAGUGUUGAUGAUGAAGUUGUUGGGGGAGAGAUCAAGAGGGUUUGGGUUGUUGCUGGUGAGGGGUAUCGGAAACCUGUGAGGGUUCUUAAGAAGAUGGAUCCUGUGUGGGAUGAUGAGGUUUCUAGGGAGAGAUUUUUGUGUUUGGAGUUGGAUGAGGGGUGGUUUGAUGGAGUGGAGAUUCGACGGACGGAUGAUGAGCUUAGGGAUGAGAGGGAGUUGAUGGAGGUUGAGGGGGGGGAGGUGUGUGGUUUCUUAGUUGGAAGUAAGUCGUGCUUUCAUGCAUCAUCAUCACACAUGAUGGAAGGAACCGAUAUUAGAGACAACUCCCAGCCGUGUCCAUCCCAAAAUGCCCUUCCAAUAAGUCUUACUACUUUUCUCAAAGUAAACCCGAGAUAUAACAGCAGCCUGGAAGGAAACUACGGAGUAACGUCCGAGGCUCGGAAGAUGUGGUUCUGGUACCUUAUGCAAGUAUCACUACAUAGGCGAACUCUAAACUGCUUAAUUGGGUUUUCGAUCUGCUGCCAUCCUUAG
This is a messenger RNA of Ramularia collo-cygni, 1065 nucleotides long. RefSeq lists its product as uncharacterized. The transcript has a single exon. The coding region runs from base 1 to 1065 and encodes 354 amino acids. Lineage: Eukaryota; Fungi; Ascomycota; Dothideomycetes; Mycosphaerellales; Mycosphaerellaceae. Gene Ontology annotation, molecular function: protein binding. The record is from RefSeq and is a predicted model, not a curated record.